ACGCGCUGUCCCCGCCCACUCCAGGAAGUCACCUGCCUGCCAUGGCGGCUCCCGGUGUCCUUUCCAGGUGCAUAGUGUCCCCGGCUGGGAAACACACGGCUUCGGUGAUCUUCCUGCACGGAUCAGGUGAUUCAGGGCAAGGAAUAAAAUCAUGGAUCAGAGAAAUCUUAAAGCAAGAUCUAGCGUUCAAACACAUAAAGGUGAUCUUCCCGACCGCUCCAGCACAACCGUAUUCACCGAUGCUGGGAGAAAUGUCCAACGUCUGGUUUGACCGAUAUAAAAUCUCAAUGGAAUGCUGUGAAAAUCUUGAUUCCAUUGACUCGAUGUGCCAUGUCCUCACGAACUUAAUCCAGGAAGAAGUAAAAUCUGGAAUAAGCAAGAACAGAAUCAUUUUAGGUGGUUUCUCGAUGGGGGGAGCCAUGGCGAUGCAUUUAGCUUACAGAUACAACAAGGACUUGGCGGGAGUGUUUGCUCUUUCUAGUUUUCUCAAUAAAGAUUCCGAGGUUUAUCAGAAAAUUAAAGAAGCUAAAUGUAGACCACCUGAAUUAUUCCAGUGCCACGGACGCGCCGAUACGCUUGUUUUGCAUAAAUGGGGAGAAGAGACCAACACACUCUUAAAAUCUGUUGGCGUGGCAACUGCAUUCCAUAGUUUUCCAAAUCUGUACCAUGAGCUUAACCUGCAAGAACUGGAGAUGUUAAGGACGUGGAUUUUAACAAAGCUGCCUGAAGAAGCCACAGCAUCUCAGGACACCAAAACAGCAUAAAUAAACAUCUGUUACCAAAAACAA
Spea bombifrons (plains spadefoot toad) is the source of this 788-nucleotide messenger RNA. It is a transcript of the gene LYPLAL1, whose product is annotated as lysophospholipase like 1. The transcript has 5 exons. The coding region runs from base 42 to 764 and encodes 240 amino acids. Gene Ontology annotation, molecular function: carboxylic ester hydrolase activity; palmitoyl-(protein) hydrolase activity. Gene Ontology annotation, cellular component: cytoplasm. The record is from RefSeq and is a predicted model, not a curated record. Gene Ontology annotation, biological process: protein depalmitoylation. Lineage: Eukaryota; Metazoa; Chordata; Amphibia; Anura; Pelobatidae.